This is a messenger RNA of Oncorhynchus mykiss (rainbow trout), 2034 nucleotides long. RefSeq names its product pancreatic secretory granule membrane major glycoprotein GP2. NCBI's taxonomy places the organism in Eukaryota, Metazoa, Chordata, Actinopteri, Salmoniformes, Salmonidae. The record is from RefSeq and is a predicted model, not a curated record.
GUGUGGAAAUAUAUAUAAAAUACAGGGAAAUCUUGUUUUUGACUGCACUAGGCCUUUAAGGUCUGAAGAGAGGGAAGAAAGGAGGGAGGCUGGGUCCCAGUCCUUGUUCAUUAGAGCUGUGUUUGGAGGGCUGCACUGAGAGGGCGGACUUACAUCUGAACCUGACAGCUACACUGUGGUGAAUAGCUCAAAAGAUUCAAAAAUCUGGGAGAAAGUGCCAAGAAGACAGGAGUCUAAGGUUGCGAGUGUCUGACAGUAGAUAAGCCAAAGAGCGAGAGAGAGAGAAACUUUGAAGAUGACACCUGCCAGUUUGGUGUUAGGCUGGUUCCUGCUCGCUGUGAGGACAGUCAACUCUGCUGUGUAUCUGGACCCUGAGGAAGAGGGGUCAGGGGGACAGGAUGUAUUUGUAGUACCUCUGACUCCUUCCUCUCGCCUCGAGCUGAAUGAAACUGUCCUCUGCACCAAUGACCUGAUGAAGGUGGUCAUUCCCAGUGCCUUCUUCCUCAACAAAGAGCCACCUGUUUAUGUCUGGGAUUUGCACCUAAAUGACCCGGAAUGCCGUGGUGUUGAGGUUGGAGAUGACUAUGUCUUCAGCAUCAAGACUAAUCUAUCUGACUGUGGGACGAUCAUGGCAUCAGAUGAUACACAUAUUAUGUUCAUAAACACCAUACGCAACAACGAUUUGGAUGUCGUCACAAGGAACUACAUCAACAUCACGUUCGUCUGCCGUUACCCGAUAAACUACAUGGUACAGCAGCCCAAUGGGGAAAACGUGAUCAGAGUGGAUGUCAAGACCAUCACUCUGAACACAGAAGAUGGGAACUUCUCUGUGUCCAUGCUGCUUUAUAAAGACGAAGACUUUGAGGACAAGUGGACCACUGUGCCCUCCCUGACCCUGGACGACAACAUCUAUGUUAAAGUGUUGAUGAUACCGGCUCAUCUUUUGCUGCGUGUGGAGAGAUGCUGGGCUACCCCAACCAACGACCCGUACAGCAACAUCCAGUACACCUUCAUCAAGGACAGCUGCCCAGUUUUGUCAAACGAACCGUUGACAGUGCUGAAGAAUGGACAGGGGCCAGAGGCUAUGUUCAGGAUACAAAUGUUCAAGUUCGUGGGCAGCUCUUACAAGGAUGUGUUUCUCCACUGCAAUGUUCAGAUCUGUCACAACACACUUGGGGUCUGUCAGCCUAACUGUUCUGGUGAGGAUAACAAUGGGCGGAUGAGAAGAGAUGUCACUACGGCCCAUACAGUAUCUUAUGGACCAAUCAGGCGACGUCUGCCUGAGAGUGACCAACCCAGCCUGAACUCUGGAGGUGUGCCCUCGGUGGAGACCUUUGUCCUGGGAGGCCUACUUGUGUUCAUGCUGCUGUUCACUGGAGUGUUUGGGAGGCUGUGGCUGCGAACCAGGCGCUCCUACCCAACACAGGAGGCUCAGCUCACCUUGUCCAACAUACACCACAACUCAGAGGUGGCCCGCUGAUCUAACCCAGCAGUUCAAGCAAUGAGAACUGAUAUGAACUGAACUGGUGCACGCAGACACAUGAACACACAUUACAUUUCUGCAUAAGGAAAGAGGAAAGUAUGAAUUGACUGUAGGUUGGGGUGUAAAUAAAAUCUCACUGUAGAAAUUAGAGGGAUUUUGAAGAUGUAAAUGAGAACAUGUCUCUGCAAGGAGUGUUCUGUGUUGUUUUGUAGAGAAAAAUAAAGGUAUUUCAAAGAGCUGUUUAUGGCGUUUAAUUGUAAUAUUUCGGACCUUUUCAAGACAACCUAUUACAAGUGAGAUGUAAUACCGUGAGGUUAUUCCCCAUCUAUUUCAGGCGCACGUCUCCAGCCAAACUUCUCUACAUGAUGACGUAAUCAACUAGCGCCACUUGUAGCAACUAUCCAAAGAUGAGCUAGUUUGCUUUUUACAACACAGCGACUGGAGUCGAAAGACACGAUGUGAUUAUUUGUAACUGUCUAACAGCUACAACAUUGCCGAACUAGUUAAUUGUGUGUGGCUGGUGUUGUUGCCGAAUAUAAAGACAAGACUCA